Triticum aestivum (bread wheat) is the source of this 1449-nucleotide messenger RNA. RefSeq lists its product as uncharacterized. The coding region runs from base 130 to 1269 and encodes 379 amino acids. The transcript is spliced from 13 exons. The record is from RefSeq and is a predicted model, not a curated record. Lineage: Eukaryota; Viridiplantae; Streptophyta; Magnoliopsida; Poales; Poaceae.
AUUCCCGAUCGAGCCACAACUCAAGCCUUCAUGUCCAUACUCCCAAUCUACCGGAGAUAUAUUUGCUCUGGGAGGUAAGCGAACGAGUCCUCUUCUCCAUACGGCCGGCACCGCACACAUACAGUGAGGAUGAGAAGGAAAGGAGGCAAGGUCCUGACGGCGCUGGCUGCGGCGGCGUUCGGAUUCGUCGUCGGCAUUUCUUUUCCGGUGGUGAUCACACCCAAGCUUCAGUAUGGUGGCAUGAUGCCAUGGUCGAGUAGUAGCGGCGCUGCAAACUCCAGCUUCCUUGACAUGAGCAUAUUGGGCAGACUAUGGCCGCCAUCCAGUCCAAAUCUGACGAAUUCUGCGUUUGCAGAGGUUGCAACAGCAAGAAACCCUGAAGAAGGCGCGGAGAGGCGACUGCCGCCGGGGAUCGUGGUUUCGGAGACCGACCUUCACCUUCGCCGGCUCUGGGGAUCCCCAACACAGGACAGCGCGACUCGCAAAUACCUUCUUGCGCUCGCUGUAGGGUACGAUGAGAAAGCCAAUGUCGAUGCAACCAUUCAGAAGUUCUCCGACAACUUCGACAUCGUGCUGUUCCACUACGAUGGCCGCACCACGGAGUGGGAUGAGGUGUUUGAGUGGUCCAAGGAGGUCGCGCAUGUCAGCGCAAGGAAGCAGACCAAAUGGUGGUUUGCCAAGAGGUUCCUGCACCCGAGCAUCGUGGCACCUUACGACUACAUCUUCCUAUGGGAUGAGGACCUCGGUGUUGAGAAUUUUACCGCGGAAGCGUACCUUGACAUUGUGAGGAAGCACGGGCUAGAGAUCUCACAGCCGGGGCUAGACGCAACCAAUGGGACGACGAAUUAUGAUAUCACCAUCAAGAGAAAUGACAGCGAGAUUCACAAGACAGAUGCAGCGAGGGAAAGUUGCCGGGACGUGCACAAGCCGCCAUGCAGCGGGUUCGUCGAGGUGAUGGCGCCCGUCUUCUCAAGGGAUGCUUGGAGAUGUGUGUGGCAUAUGAUCCAGAACGACUUUGUCCAUGCAUGGGGUCUUGACUCCAAUUUCUGGAGAUGCGUCCAUGAUCCCGAAGAGCAGAUCGGUAUCGUAGAUGCGCAGUACUUGGUCCAUCAUGCAGUUCCCACACUCCAAGGCCAGGGUGAGAAAGAAAAGGAAGGAGGCCGUUCGGAGGUAAGAGCGCGUCAAUUUGAGGAGAUGCGCGCCUUCCGCUCCAGAGUCUCCGAUGCGGACGACGAACUCGCCAAUAGAACAUCAUCAAUACAGAACUAGUACAGACGGUUACUUAGCAGAGUAUACACAAUUAAGUCAAUAAUUAAAAGGUUUGACUUUUUUGAAUAGAGAAGGAUAAGAUGCAUUAGGUGAUAAUACAUUCAUUCUUUAUGUUUCGAAUCAUCAAGUUUUGUGUUGCUUAUUAACACUAGUUCACGUGAUAAAUAUAUUCUUUCUUCA